Helianthus annuus (common sunflower) is the source of this 1569-nucleotide messenger RNA. RefSeq lists its product as uncharacterized. The coding region runs from base 1 to 1569 and encodes 522 amino acids. Lineage: Eukaryota; Viridiplantae; Streptophyta; Magnoliopsida; Asterales; Asteraceae. The record is from RefSeq and is a predicted model, not a curated record. The transcript has a single exon.
AUGGCAUCUAUAAACCUCGUUUAUACACAACUUAGCGCACAACAAGCUUUGCUCCAAGCACAAGCUAACCAGUCGGCAUUCAUUACCCCACCGCAACGGUCUCUGAGUACACACACGACUCAGCAGAUCAAUGCGUGGAAUUUACGCCCAGAAAAAGGACCUGUGCCAAACAUCAGAAAACCAAACGCGCAUGACACGCGCGACACUUAUGGCGAAACAGAAAGCAAGUAUGUCCAAAACCCGCAAAGAAAGCCGAUUCAAAGCCGUCUAGGGCCGCGCAAUAUGAGCACCGAAUGGGAAGACGAAGAAGAAGACCCAACGUAUAAAGGGGAAAGCACAGUGUUCAGCAGGCUACAUCCAGAACACGAGUCGUACAAACCAGCUAAGCGCGCAGGGUACAACCCAAAAGCAGAGCAUGAUUACACCUUGAGCUACCGCCCAGACGACAUGGCUGAAAAUUCAAAGUUUAUCAGGGAAAUUGCUACAGCCGCUAUCGACAAAACAGAACUACCACACAACGUGGGCAAAUACAACGGCUUGACAGACCCAGACGAUCAUCUCCAAGUUUUUAAUGGUGCAGGAGCAACAGGGGGAUGGAAUUUGCCAACUUGGUGCCACCUGUUCGCUCAAACAUUCGUGGGCGCAGCGCGCGUAUGGUUCGACAGCCUGCCAGCAGGAAGAAUCAAAUCGUGGAUUGACUUCCGAGAGAAGUUCCUUGCACACUUCUCCCAGCAGCGAAGACACACCAGGGAUCCUGCUGAUUGUUUAAACAUAUGGCGCAAAGACCACGAAAGCGUGGAAGACUUUAUCACGAGAUAUAACAAAGAGUGUUUAGAAAUUGGAGACGUGGGCGAGAAGAUGAUGCGCGCGCAUUUCAUGAGGGCAGUCAAAUGCGACGAUCUAAUCAAGAGAGUAAAAGGAAGAGACGGAGGACCCAAAUAUUGGGAAACCUUCAUUCAGGCAGCCAAGACUAUUGCUCAAACAGACAAACAGUUGACCGGUGAUGAUCACCGUCAGCUCGGAUAUAACCACAGUGACCGACACAAUAAAAAGGGUAGAAGCCAACCAUGGAAAACGUCUGGUCACAGAGAAAGAAGCCCAACAAGAGAGGAUGCGCGCCACACAAUCAAUCAAAUAGCCCACCAAAAGGAAGUAAAAAGAGAAAACAGGGAGAAACAGUGGACACCACUAACAAAGACCCCCUCUGAAGUCCUGGCCACUGAGAAUCACCAGUUCAAACCACCCCUACAAAUGCGAAACAAGAGGGGUCAAGAUCCCAAUCUCUUCUGCGAAUUUCACAAAGACACAGGCCACCUAACUGACGACUGUUUCAGUCUAAAGCAAGAAAUCGAAAGGGCCAUGAGAGAUGGAAAGCUCACUCAUUUGGUGAAGGGCGGAAAGCGCGACUACCGCCAAAUUCAAAGGAGAGAAGAAGGGCCAGAUAACAAAAAGCUCAGGAAGUUAGAAACGCACAUGGUUCAAGGGGUCCGCGAAGGCCAAGAAAGAAUUACAACAAGCGCACACAAGAUGACUCAUGGCGCGAGAGGCAAGUUGUUUUCCCAAUCGUAA